Molecule: messenger RNA, 471 nt
Organism: Amphibalanus amphitrite
Lineage: Eukaryota; Metazoa; Arthropoda; Thecostraca; Balanomorpha; Balanidae
Exons: 4
Coding region: 1-471 (156 amino acids)
Biological process (GO): DNA integration
Molecular function (GO): nucleic acid binding
Source: RefSeq, a predicted model, not a curated record
AUGACGCCCAGAGUGGAAGUCAUCCCUCUGCCGGACAUCCGCACCACCACGGUCGCCCGCGCCUUCCUCGAGCACUGGGUCGCCCGAUUCGGCGUUCCGUCCAUCAUCACGACGGACCGAGGCGCCCAGUUCGAGUCGGCCCUCUGGUCGGAGCUACAGCGAUUCCUGGGCUGCCAGCGAACUCGGACGACGUCCUACCACCCGGCCUGCAACGGUAUGGUGGAACGCCUGCAUCGCCAGCUGAAGGCCAGCCUCCGUGCACACCAGGCUACGUCAUGGACGGACGUGCUGCCGCUGGUGCUCCUGGGCAUACGCUCCACCAUCAAGGCGGACCUGCAGGCGACGUCAGCCGAGCUGGUGUACGGCUCCUCACUGCGGCUUCCCGGCGAGUUCUUCAUCAGCAGCCAAGCCUCAGCAGCAUCACCGGCCGGUUUCGUACAGGACCUGAAGCGCGCCAUGUCUCAGUAUUAG